Molecule: messenger RNA, 3557 nt
Organism: Erpetoichthys calabaricus (reedfish)
Lineage: Eukaryota; Metazoa; Chordata; Cladistia; Polypteriformes; Polypteridae
Gene: slc60a2b
Product: major facilitator superfamily domain containing 4B
Exons: 4
Coding region: 594-2510 (638 amino acids)
Source: RefSeq, a predicted model, not a curated record
AUAGCAAGCAGGCAUGACGCCCUCGUGACUCAUACCUCAGCCUCGGGGACUUUGGCAGGCUCACCGGCGUGGAAUCGCGGCGCUUUUUCGUGUUGCACUUUCGGAGUUGUCUUGUACACUCGCAUCUCCUGUAGAAAUAUGCCACUGAUAACCUUUCGCAAAAUAUAAUAUGUGUGUGUAGCAGAAUGGGCAUGAACUGAAACUACGUCACCAGACAAUGUCAUGACAGUUCCACUUCGUGCGGCGAGGGAGACUUGCUUUUGCUUUAAGACUUCAGUCUGAUUGCCGUUUCGCCCACCGUGAAAGUGAGCCGUUCCUCAGCUCGACUGCACCUUCCAGUGGCUUUGUGCCGGGUGACAGCCUUGGGUGACCCCUCCCCGUCACAGCUGCAGCUCCGCUUCCCGUUUCUGGCUGUCGCACUUGGACACCUCACUCUAAACGGAGAACGACUCAGCGUCUGCCCUGGCGGCGGCGGCGGCGGCAUGCAGCCAGGCUCAACGCUUAGGGUCUAAGCUCACUCAGGCGCAAGGCUUCUAGCGGCCCUUGCUUGCCAGUUGCUGCCUGCUGCUGUGCGCACAUUGCGUUGGCUCGACAUGUCUCUGGCCGCCCCAUCUGCCACCACAGCUGGCGGCGGCGUGGUGAAGAAAAAGCAAGUGCGCUUCGCGAGGACGGAGGAAGAUGACGAGCAGCAGGAUCAAGGGGAAGAGGAGGAGGAGGAAGAGGACACGCUCUUUGACAAGUGGAGAGAUGGCAGAAAGAAAGCGCUCCAGAAAGCCGCGAAAGGCUUCGGCGAUUCCGGCCCCAGCAGUGCGACAGUAAUCCGGAGGGGUGGCAGCUCUACGGCUAGCAAAUGGCCUACGACCUUGGCGCUGUGCGCCUCCUUCCUAGGGCUGGGCAUGAGCAUUGCAGUAUUGGGACCAACAUUUGAAGAUUUGGCUAUUAAUGUGAAAAAAAAUAUCAGCAACAUUUCCUACAUCUUUGUCGGUAGAUCCAUGGGCUACAUUGGUGGAUCUGUGGUGGGUGGAGUCCUGUUUGACUGUGUAAACCACCAUCUUCUGCUGGGAUUCGCAAUGCUAAUUACAGCCUUUGGAUUAUUUGCUAUUCCUUUUUGUAAAAAAGCACUGCUCUUGACAGUUUUAAUGUCAAUCAUUGGAAUUACUAUGGGCUUUUUGGAUACAGGUGGAAAUGUUCUUACUCUGAACACUUGGGGAGAACAGGCAGGACCACAUAUGCAAGCUUUGCACUUCAGCUUUGCCCUAGGAGCUUUUGUUUCUCCAAUCCUUGCCAAAUUACUCCUGGGUAACAUGCCCGCCAUGAGUUCCACUUUAGGCACAAAUAUGAGUGUGGAAGUCAGAGAGACGCCAAAGUCUGUCACAAACCCCCAGCUGCAUCAGACUGUAAAAUUUAUAACUGUAAACAACAGUAAGGCUGCUUAUUUGAAGUCCAUGUGGGCCUAUAUCGUCAUUGGCACUUUUAUUCUGCUAGUAUCUCUGAUUUUUUUCCUGCUGUACUCUAGAAGUAGUCCAUCUCGAGAGAAAACAAAAGCCUCUGCAGAAAAACCAUUGGUGGCCAAGCAUCAUAAUGCUCUCAUUGGGUUGCUAUUUUUAUUUUUCUUUUGGUAUGUUGGAGCAGAGGUUUCUUAUGGCUCUUACAUUUUCACAUAUACUAAAGACUUUGCUGGUAUGGAUGAGAGCAGGGCAGCUGGUCUUAAUUCCCUUUUUUGGGGUACUUUUGCAGCUGCCCGUGGCCUGGCUAUUUUUUUUGCCGCAUGUCUACACCCAGGCACCAUGAUUCUUCUCAGCUUGGUGGGUUGCACAGUCUCAUCAUUGUUACUCACACUUUACUGCCAUAACUCUGUAGUCUUGUGGAUAUUCACGGCUAUCUAUGGUGCCUCGAUGGCCACAACUUUCCCAAGUGGAAUUUCAUGGGUAGAGCAGUAUACCACCGUAACAGGGCGUUCUGCUGCAGUAUUUGUGGUUGGGGCUGCCUUGGGUGAAAUGGUGAUUCCAGCAGUAGUGGGAUACCUAAUGGGGAUACUGCAAGAUUACCCAUUGCUCAUGUACACAGCUCUGGGAACAUCUGCCAUGACUGCCAUCAUUUUUCCAGUGAUGUAUAAGUUAGCAUCUGCUUCAGGUGCUGAUGGAAGAAAAUCGAGGGAUGGCAAUAAUUUGAGGGAAGACAGUGAGGAUCGCAAAGCCCUGUUGUCAUCAGACUCUGCUUUCAAUGGCGAUUAUGAAGAGGAAGAUGAGGCUGAACAGUGGAAUGACGCUGAUUUUGAAGUCAUUGAAAUGAAUGAAGCUGGCCUCAUUAACUCUCUGCAUGAGUCGGGUCCUGCUCCUGUCACGUCUGAUUCACCCUUGAGUUUGGAUGGCAGCUCUGCUGUGGAUGCCAACGUGGAUGUCACAGAACAUACUGCAGACACUAGCACACUAUCACAGUCCCCAGGUUUUUCCAGUAGUUCACCCAGAAAGAAAACACUUUCCAGUCUUAACAGGGAAAAAAAUGACUAAAUGCUUUAUUGAUAAGUGGCUGUAAGUAACAGUCGUCAAAAAAAUAAGAUUACACCACCAUGUUAUUGCACUUCUGUAUACAAAUAAUCACAAGUUAUUACCCACAAUCAAUCAAGUUCACUGUCAGGCAGUCCAAAGAACAUGGGUGUAGGUAAAGGGCCAGAGGUGAUUGGGACAUGUAAACAAAUUGUAAUUAUUGGGCUUUCAGAGGAGAUUUGUUUUAAAUCAUUAAGUAAAAUAGUUUGUCUUGUUAUAAACUGUUGAAGUAUUUAAGAUAGAAUGCUGUCUGUGUGGUAAAAUGUGAAAAAUUCACCAUGCUGUAUACUGAAAAGGGGCUUGCAGCAAGAACUGAUUUUUUUUUUCUUGUUUGAAAAUUCCAGUCAUGGACAGGGGUGUUUUUUAGUUUUUCUUCAGUACCAAUCAGAAGUUUAUUCUGUCCAGUGCUGACUUAAACUUGUUGGUUGCAGUGCACAGUAUUAUACUGCUAAUAUGGCACUGUGAACAGCAGGGCAGUAAUCGCCUUGAAUGGUUGAGUAGUAUUUGUGUAAUGUGCAGCUAAAACUAAACUUGGACUAAAUUAAGAAAGUUGACAGCAGGGGUCACUCAUCUAAAGAAAACAGCAGUGGACAAAUGGAGUCUCACACAAUAAGAGACUUUUGUAUUUUGGUGUUCCCCUCCCAAGUAAAGAUAAUGUCCGUAUGAUAAGGUGUAGGGGAAGAUAUCUCAGCUGACCUCACUGUAAGCCAAAAAUGCAUUCAUGGCCUUUAGCUUAAUUUUCUACAUUUGGAGUGAAACCUUUAAGAAUGAUAAUUAGUACCUACAGCAAGUAAAUCAAUUUGAUUCUCCCCUUAAUGUGUAUAUUAUGAGUUCAGAAUUGUAACUAAAAGUUAAAGCAACUAUAAGUUUGCUAGUCUGUUUUUUUUUUUUGGUCCUAAACUGGUCACCAUCUUAACCAGUAUAAACUAGCAGUUAGUAGAUGGAGUCAGAAAAACUACUGAUGUAUUUUUUUGUUGGCUAUCAAAAUAAAAAUGUACUUUUUCAUUUUAA